Molecule: messenger RNA, 1023 nt
Organism: Dioscorea cayenensis subsp. rotundata (Guinea yam)
Lineage: Eukaryota; Viridiplantae; Streptophyta; Magnoliopsida; Dioscoreales; Dioscoreaceae
Product: serine-aspartate repeat-containing protein F-like
Exons: 5
Coding region: 1-1023 (340 amino acids)
Biological process (GO): regulation of double-strand break repair; chromatin organization
Cellular component (GO): nucleus
Molecular function (GO): histone binding; DNA binding
Source: RefSeq, a predicted model, not a curated record
AUGUCCGGCGAAGGAGACCAGAACCUUGAAGAGAACGAAGCACUCGCGCUGGGUAGGCCAAAGCGAAAGCGAAAACCCAUCGAUCGUUAUCUAUCAGAGGAUUUCCGGGAGAAGAAGAAGAAGAAGAAGCCCCUUCACAUCCCGGAGGGCAAAGGAAUUAAGCUGAGGGACAUCAAGAAAGUGUCUUCAAAUUUGAGAAAGAGAGAGAUUGAUGCUGUUCUUAAAAAUUUUCAUGCUAUUCUUUAUGGGGUAAAGGUGAAGAACAAAGAUCUGAAGAGAAAUAUACUGCAAUUCUCUGGAUUUUUAUGGGGUCCUCAAGAGGAGAAAGAGAUCUCACAAAAGCUGAUUGCAUUUUUAAAACGUCCUCAUGAUGAUGAUGAGGAUGAGGAUGAGGAGGAAGAGGCAGAGGAGGAAAAGGAUGAUGUUGAUGAAGAGUGGGAAGAGGAUAAGGAGGAGGGAAAGGAUGAUUAUCAUGAUGCUGAGGGGGAGGAGGAAAAGGAUGAUGAGGAGGAGAAGAGUAAGUCACCGGAUAGUGGUGGUGAUGAAGUGCCUGCUGAGAGAACAGAUGAUUCUGAUCAGGCGAGUGUUAAUCAGAUGGUUGAUUUACCUGCUGACAAUGACAUGGAUGAGAUGAUAGAUGAACUUGGUGACAAUGGGUUACCUGUUGCCAAUGAUAUGGAUGAGAAUGCAGUUUUGAAUAUGCUAGAAGAACUUAGUGGCAAUGAAUUACCUACUGCCAAUGACAUGGAUGAGAAUGCAAUUCUUCAGAUGAUUGAAGAACUUGGUGGCAAUGAGUUACCUGCUGUCAAUGACAUGGAUGAUAAUGCAAUUCUUCAGAUGAUUGAAGAACUUGGCGGCAAUGAGCCUGCUGAGAUAAAUAAUGCAGCUGAUGAUGACAACAAUAAUGAAAACAUUGAUCAGAAUAUGGCUGCUGAGGCAAAUGAUGCAUCUGAGGAUAGUGAUAGUGAUAGUGAUGGUGAUGAUGAUGGUGUUAAUGAUGCUUUUUAUAUCCACUGGAGAUGA